This is a messenger RNA of Alexandromys fortis (reed vole), 2129 nucleotides long. RefSeq names its product solute carrier family 35 member E4 (gene Slc35e4). NCBI's taxonomy places the organism in Eukaryota, Metazoa, Chordata, Mammalia, Rodentia, Cricetidae. The record is from RefSeq and is a predicted model, not a curated record. The transcript is spliced from 2 exons. Bases 556 to 1599 code for a protein of 347 amino acids. Gene Ontology annotation, cellular component: Golgi apparatus. Gene Ontology annotation, molecular function: antiporter activity.
AGCCGAGCCGCAGCCAGAGCAGCCAGAGCAGCUAGAGCAGCUAGAGCAGCUGCAGCCAGGCCGAGCUCGCAGAUCCGCGACCACCGGCCUGUUCUCCCCCUAUUCUUCGCGCUGUCGGAGGCGAGAGGGACUGGGGGAGCGGUGGCUGCCACCUUUGCUUCCAAGCUCGGUGCGCGAUCUCCCCUGUCCUGUCUGCUCAUGGCCUGAGCACCAAAUACGGAGGUCGGGGUCAGUGUCUUCACUCUGACGAUCUGGGGGCCGAAGAAAAUAAAAACCAAGAGGAUUCCACGUAAGAGCAUCGCGUGAGCUUGGGGCGUGGAGCAGAGUGAAAAUUUCCGCUGGUACGGGAGGUGUCAGGGCUUACGAGGCCUGGGAGGGUACCAGGGAGUCCGGCAUCCCAGCAGCCACGACCUCCGUUCUGCCCUGAGGGAGCUAGAAUAAUCGGGUGGCUCUAGGAUCUAGCUCUUGAAGCGGUGUGGUGCCUUCUCUUGUCUGAGGACCUGGCCCAGCGAGUCCCUGGAAAGCCUGCCUCCUGCCCCAGCCCUUCUGGUGCGGAUGUGCCGCUGCCCACUGGAGCGCCAUGAAGGCAGGAUGACCUCAGCCGAAGCAGUGGCUGUGGCUGGAAGUGCCCGGGAGCAUGGCCACCCCAAGUGGCCUCCUGACAGCCUUGGGCAGCCUGCUCGGGUCAGAGUGGUUGUGGCAGCCCUGGUGUGGUUGUUGGCAGGAGCCAGCAUGUCAAGUCUCAACAAGUGGAUCUUCACAGUGCAUGGCUUCGGACGGCCCCUGCUCCUCUCGGCACUGCACAUGCUGGCAGCUGCCCUGGCAUGCCACUGGGGGGCCCGGCGGCCCAUGCCCCGCAGCAUCCAAGGCAGAGUGUUACUGCUCAGCCUCACCUUUGGUACCUCCAUGGCCUGCGGCAAUGUAGGCCUGAGCACUGUACCCUUGGACCUAGCACAACUGGCCACCACCACCACACCACUCUUCACAUUGGCCUUGUCUGCGCUGCUACUAGGCCGAAGACACCAUCCCUUACAGUUUGCUGCCAUGGGCCCGCUCUGCCUGGGAGCUGCGUGCAGCCUAGCUGGAGAGAUCCGGGCACCCUCAGCUGGCUGUGGCUUCUUGCUAGUGGCCACCUGUCUCAGAGGCUUCAAGUCCGUUCAACAGAGUGCUCUGCUGCAGGAAGAGAGGCUGGACGCGGUGACGCUGCUGUAUGCCACCUCUGUGCCCAGUUUCUGCCUGCUGGCAGGUGCUGCUCUGGUGAUGGAGGCUGGAGUGGCCCCACCUCUGGCUCCCACUGACUGUCACCUCUGGGCCUGUGUCCUGCUCAGCUGCUUCUUGUCUGUGGUCUACAACCUGGCCAGCUUCUCCUUGCUGGCACUCACGUCCGCCCUCACCGUCCACGUACUGGGCAACCUCACAGUUGUGGGCAACCUCAUCCUGUCCCGGCUCCUGUUCGGCAGUCACCUCAGCGCGCUCAGCUAUUUGGGCAUUGCACUCACCCUUUCAGGAAUGUUUCUUUACCACAACUGUGAGUUCGUGGCCUCCUGGGCAACCCGUUGGGGAUUGUGGCACAGGGACCAGCCUGGCAAAGGUCUUUGAGACCUGGGGGAGCACACGAGCCAUACCUGGACAGUCCUAGCCUGACUCUUAACCAUGGACAAUGAGGUUAAGUGGAGAGCUACUAUGUCUGCCAGGCCAAGGAGAGGAGGUGCCUUCUAGAAGGGCUGCCUGGGAGGCCAGGGACCUUCAGAGAGACACCCCACCACCCCCCGCCCCUGACAGCCUCACCUGUUACAGCAAGGCCCGCCACUGGAUGGUGGGUCCAAGUCUGGCAUGUGUGCCUGUCAGAUGAGUCAUUAUGAUUAGGGUCAAGUAUUACGAUGAAAAUUGCUGGGCAAACUUAGAAAACCUCAAUGUGUUAUGAAGACGAUGCCCAGUGGUUGCACAAUCUUUCCUCCGGUGGGGGAGGCCGUUGAGGCACACCACAGAAGGCUUCUUCAUUGCUGGGCUCCUCUAAAAACUUGGAGUAGCCUGUGCCAACUUCAGGUAGCUACCGUAGCCUCACUCCAGUGCUUCCUCCUCCCCCGGAUUUGGGUCUUCCAUCCUCAAAUAAACUAUUUUUGCUUGGA